Molecule: messenger RNA, 267 nt
Organism: Coccomyxa subellipsoidea C-169
Lineage: Eukaryota; Viridiplantae; Chlorophyta; Trebouxiophyceae; Coccomyxaceae
Exons: 3
Coding region: 1-267 (88 amino acids)
Source: RefSeq, a predicted model, not a curated record
AUGCCCACCCACACUGGAGGGAACAUUACGCAACGGAGCACGAGCCCGCAAAGCCUGCGACUGAGGCUGCAGGCACAUUGCAAGGACGGCCAGAGCGCGCCAAUGCCGGCUGCCCACUUCCCGGCAAUUAAUAGGCCCCAAGCAGGCACGCCACAACAGCCAGCUGGAGCUGCCCUUGAGCCCAGGGCUGCGCCAGGAGGGAAGGAGCCGGCCGCCUUGGGCGGCACUAAGGACGGCGCUAGGCAGAAGCCGGCGCCCACUCAGUAG